This is a messenger RNA of Pseudo-nitzschia multistriata, 1367 nucleotides long. Lineage: Eukaryota; Bacillariophyta; Bacillariophyceae; Bacillariales; Bacillariaceae. The record is from the annotation of a GenBank genome assembly.
AGUUCUCGCGUUGACCAAAGAAAAGCUAUUUAAUACAAAGUAGAUCGGAUUCCAAGGGACCGUUGGCGCGGCGGCAUUUUCGACAUUGCCUCAGAUCCAUCAAAAUAAUCGAAUUUGAACAUCUAGUCAUAAAGUUCAAAAGCCGUAAAUUUCUGUUCACCGAAUUACUUUUCACAUCAAAAUGAGCGUCAAGAACCAAAACAUGCCUCUUGCUACUUCUGCUGCUGCCGCACCAGGCCUCCUUACCCAAGUGGGUAUGGCAGGAACCUCUGCUGUGAUCACGGUACGUGGAAACAACACUUCGCUGCCGAUGAUUGACGAUCGUUCUUCAUCUGAAUGCUUUUCACGAAUGUCGCUCGAUACAAACUGACCAGUGUUGUUCUCUUAAUUUCAACUGCACUCAUUAACGAAUGGAAUUUUCUAUAGGUGUCCUUCAUCCAUCCUAUUGAUGUUGUCAAAACCCGUAUCCAAGUUUCGGCGGAAUACUCUGCGCUUGGUAUGGGUGGAACAGUGAAAAAGGUCAUGUCCGACGAGGGCGUCAUUGCACUGUGGAAGGGAGUGAACGCAGCAUGGCUUCGUGAAGCUUCUUAUACUUCUCUUCGUCUUGGUCUCUACGAACCUACCAAGGUACUGUUCGGGGCCAACGGAUCUGACGCUCCUUUUUACAAGAAGUUCGCAGCUGGUAGUGCUGCCGGUGCUAUCGGAAGUCUGGCCGGAAACCCUUUCGACGUUCUCAAAACGAAGAUGAUGACGGCUGGCGGAAAAGAAGUUCCAUCGAUCACAAAAACUGCAGGAGAUCUCAUGGCCAACCAAGGAAUUGGAGGAUUCUACCGUGGAAUUGAUUCGAACAUCGCCCGUGCCAUGGUUUUGAAUGGAACUAAGAUGGCGUGCUACGAUCAAACCAAGGAAAUUGUAGCUUCAACUACCGGUAUGUCCAAGAAGGCUCUCCCUACUCAGUUUUUGUCUGCUGUUGCCGCCGGAUUUUUCAUGACAUGUACGGUGUCUCCCUUCGACAUGGUCCGCACGCGAUUAAUGAACCAACCGGCUGAUGCCAAAAUUUACAGCAACGCCUUUGACUGUGCUAUGAAGAUUGCCACACAGGAGGGACCUCUUACUUUCUGGCGUGGAUUCAUGCCUAUCUGGUCUCGAUUCGCUCCUACCACUACUCUUCAACUUGUGAUUUUCGAACAAUUGCGUGGAAUUAUGGGAAUGAAAGCUCUUUAAAAAUAUUCAUGAUGCAGAUAUAUUUGAUAGACUGAGGCGAGAAUCAUUUCAACGGAAAUGGCUAGAAAAAUAAAUUGUUUUAAUGUAUCAACUGUUACUAUUACCACAUUCUUGAUUAUGUACAACAAAUGGAUCUAAAACAA